AUGCUCCAGCACCUCGUCCUGCUCUCUGCCGUCUUCUUCGUGAAAUGCCUUGCCCAGGAUCACGUCGAUCUGGUCACCUCCCUGCCCGGGCUGACAGAGAGCCCAAACUUCAAACACUAUUCCGGCUACCUUCAGGCUGGUCCUGGGAAAUACUUCCACUAUUGGUUUGUGGAGUCCCAACAUAGCCCAUCAACAGACCCCCUGGUGCUGUGGCUGAAUGGGGGCCCAGGGUGCAGCUCCAUGGAGGGCUUGCUGGCAGAGAACGGCCCUUUCCAUCUGAAGGACGAUGGCAAGGUGUACAUUAAUCCCUACAGCUGGAACAAGCAAGCCAAUGUGCUGUACCUGGACUCCCCAGCGGGGGUGGGAUUCUCCUACUCCACCAGUGGAAACUACCAGAUUGGUGACCCUCAGGUGGCUGAGGACAACUACCAGGCUCUUCAGCAGUUCUUCGUCAGGUUCCCCUCUUUUGUCAGAAAUGACUUCUACGUGUUCGCAGAGAGUUACGGCGGAGUUUACGGACCUUCUCUAUCUAAGCUCAUCGCUAGUGGCACUGCCAAAAUCAACUUCAAGGGAUUUGCAGUGGGCAACGGCAUGUCCAGCUACGCUCUCAAUGACCAGUCGCUCAUAUAUUUCGCAUAUUACCACGGCCUCCUAAGUGAAGAGCUGUGGACCGCUUUAAACCAGUACUGCUGUAACAGCGUCUCCUGCAACUUCUAUAACAACAGCGACACCUCCUGUCAGAACUCAGUAUUCGAUGCCCUCUAUGAGGUUGAAAACAUUGGGCUGAACAUCUACAACCUGUACGAUCAGUGUUACGGUGGGGUGCCCACUAGCCGGUACAUUUCAGACACAUCUAAUCUCUUCCGCCAGUACAGAUUCACGUUCAAAGCCCCGACGAUGGCAUCUAUCCCAGGCGUCCCCAUGUGCAUCAAUGCUACAGCUAUAUACUACUGGCUGAACACACCCAGUGUGCGCACUGCCCUGCACAUCCCCAGCAGUGUGCAGUCCUGGGAGCUCUGCAGCUCCACAGUUGGUGACCUCUACCAGCGGGUCUACAUGGAUAUGACUCCCUUCUACGAGUACCUGCUUCAGAAGGACCUAAAGAUUCUGGUGUACAAUGGUGAUGUUGACAUGGCCUGCAACUUCCUCGGUAGCAAGUGGUUUGUGGAGGGUCUCAACCAGAAGCUGGUGAAGCCAUACCGUCCCUGGUUCUACAACAACCAGAUAGCUGGAUAUGUGGCACAGUAUGAAAAGAUCACCUUCCUCACAGUCAAGGGUUCUGGUCACAUGGUUCCUCAGUACAAGCCAGGGCCAGCUCUCCAGAUGUUCAUGAAUUACCUCUCCGAUUCGUAUUAAAUGUAACACUCAUCCUGUCAUUCUGUGAAUAUGUACUGUAAAAGCAUAUUUUAAAUAAAUCUCAAAUCAUAUAUGUAAUACAUAAAAAUCA
This is a messenger RNA of Paramormyrops kingsleyae, 1447 nucleotides long. Its product is annotated as lysosomal protective protein-like. The record is from RefSeq and is a predicted model, not a curated record. Gene Ontology annotation, molecular function: serine-type carboxypeptidase activity. Gene Ontology annotation, biological process: proteolysis. Lineage: Eukaryota; Metazoa; Chordata; Actinopteri; Osteoglossiformes; Mormyridae.